UGUUCUUAUCUCCAAUUCGAACUACAUUUCUCUUUCUUUUUUCCAACCUACCAGAAUACUCUGCAGCUAUUCCGGGAUUCCCUGCUUCAUACGCUGCUAUUUUAAGACUCAAAUCAUCUUACUCCUCCUCUGCCAUUAACUCAAAGAACAGGCAACGGCCAAGUUACCCUGCCAUGGGAAGCAUCUUCUCUCCGGAUUGGCAUGGGUCACCGCAACCCUAUCACCCACCAACAAACCCCGAGCAGUUCCCAGAGGCCUUCAAACAUGAGGAGGGUGUCGAUUAUGGGCCGGUGUUUAUACAAGAACCUGACCAUGUGAUUUUCCCCAUGGAUUCAGAUGAGAAGAAAGUAUCCCUCAGCUGUCAAGCCAGAGGAAAUCCUGCCCCAACCUACAGGUGGCUCCGGAAUGGAACUGAGAUAGACAUAGAAACUGAUUACCGCUACAGUGUGAUAGAAGGAAGCCUUAUCAUCAACAAUCCCAGUGAAAUAAAAGAUGCUGGGCAGUAUCAGUGUUUUAGUACCAAUGUCUUUGGUAGCAUUUUGAGCAGGGAAGCAACACUACAAUUUGCAUAUCUGGGGAAUUUCAGUGGACGAACAAGAAGUGCCGUCUCCGUGAGAGAAGGUCAAGGUGUGGUACUAAUGUGCUCUCCUCCACUUCACUCCCCAGAGAUCAUCUAUAGCUGGGUAUUUAAUGCGUUCCCUUCUUUUGUGGCAGAAGAUAGCAGGCGUUUCAUCUCUCAGGAAACAGGCAACCUCUAUAUAUCCAAGGUACAACCGUCUGACGUUGGGAGUUAUAUCUGCCUCGUGAAGAACACAGUGACAAAUGCCAGGGUGCUCAGUCCCCCAACUCCAUUAACACUUCGAACUGAUGGUGUGAUGGGGGAAUAUGAACCGAAAAUUGAAGUCCAUUUUCCAUACACAGUUACAGCUGCUAAGGGAUCCACUGUUAAGAUGGAAUGCUUUGCAUUGGGCAACCCAGUUCCAACAAUCUCGUGGAGGAAAGUUAAUGGCCCCAAUCCGAGCAAAGCCCGCCUGCGGAAGUCCCAAGCAGUGCUCGAAAUCCCGAAUGUGCAGCUGGAAGAUGCAGGGACAUAUGAAUGCAAAGCUGAAAACUCCCGGGGAAGGAAUGUCUUCCGAGGACAGUUGCAAGUAUACACAUAUCCACAUUGGACAGAGAGGCUGAACGAUACCCAGUUAGACAGCGGGGAUCAACUUCGGUGGGAAUGCAGAGCUUCUGGAAAGCCCAGGCCAACUUACCGCUGGCUCAGAAAUGGGAUCCCUCUGUGGCCAGAG
Messenger RNA from Python bivittatus (Burmese python), 1292 nucleotides. NCBI's taxonomy places the organism in Eukaryota, Metazoa, Chordata, Lepidosauria, Squamata, Pythonidae. The record is from RefSeq and is a predicted model, not a curated record.